GUACUAUGACGUCACGUACCAAACUAGAUCACAAUCUGUAUUUAAGAGACAAUCACGUAUGGACGAGCAGAACAAACAACGCUACUUGAGAAAUGGAAAUGUUAGAGUUAUUUCAAAAUGGGUACCAUCAAAUCAAAAUGUGAUGAGAAGUUAGUGUCUCGUGACGUGAAGAAAAUUGAACAGGUACAACCAGUGGCUGAACUUGAUGUCAUGGAUGACUAUCUUUUACUCAGAAAACGUGGAUACAACGUUAUUAGUAAUAUAGGUGAAGGGUCAUUUUCCAAAGUAAAGUCUGCUUACUCAGAGCGUCACAAGAAAAAUGUUGCUGUAAAGAUAAUCAACAGAAGAAAGGCUUCCAUGAACUUUCUGGAAAAGUUCUUGCCACGAGAACUGGACAUCCUCCCAUCCCUCAACCAUCGCCACAUAGUGAAGACCUACGAAAUCUUCGAAACCGCAGAGGGCAAAGUGUACAUGGUGCUGGAGCUCGGUGUGCACGGGAACCUUCUGGAGUUCAUCAAGAACCGCGGAGCCCUGCCGGACCACCUGAGUAGAAAACUCUUUCGGCAACUCUCACUCGCGGUCAAAUUUGCCCACGAGCUGGACAUCGCUCACAGGGACCUGAAGUGCGAGAAUCUGCUCCUGGACAAGGACUUCAACCUCAAGGUUUCCGAUUUCGGUUUCAGCAAGAGGAUUGCCUACGAUGACAACGGAAAGGUUAUCCUGAGCAAAACCUUCUGCGGGUCGCUCGCCUACGCACCUCCCGAGAUCCUGCAGCACCAACCCUACAACCCCAAGGUAUACGACGUCUGGAGCAUGGGCGUCAUUCUGUACACCAUGGCGUUCGGAACAAUGCCAUUCGACGAGUCAAACUUGAGGAAAAUGCUUGAAAUUCAAAAGGAGCACCGCUACCAGUUUCCUUCGAAUUCCGUGGCCCCCGAGUGCAAAAACCUGAUCCACCGCAUGCUGCACCCUGACGUGCAGAGGAGGAUAUACAUUGCGACCAUUGUCGAACACCCAUGGCUGCAGGAGAGAGGCAAACUGCAAGACGGCGUCGCAAAUCAGCGAGAGGAGCCGUCAACCAGCUCAGGCUCCGGCAAUACAACAACGGGGGGAAAGCCGGCGAAUUCACAGAAAGGAUAACAGAGCUAUAAAGCACCCUCCAACAGGUUUCUGGGUGAUUUGAAUCUUCAACCGGGCUCUACAGAGGAAGGGACCUUUGUGCCAUUUUCUUCUGCAUCUAUGAUGGAAAAUUAACGUUUCAAUCUAAACAAAAAUAAACUUGUUUUGCAGACGCCCAUAAACACCUCUGUAAACAUGCUUUUGACAGGUUGUACGUUUAUUUCCUGACUGAAGACAUUCAGGUAAAGUACCCCUAACCCUAACUCUACCUCACCCAGAGGUGCACAAGUGCCAACAGCUGCUCUUAGUUAUUGA
This is a messenger RNA of Anguilla anguilla (European eel), 1434 nucleotides long. It is a transcript of the gene tssk6, whose product is annotated as testis-specific serine kinase 6. The record is from RefSeq and is a predicted model, not a curated record. Gene Ontology annotation, cellular component: cytoplasm. Gene Ontology annotation, molecular function: tau-protein kinase activity; protein serine/threonine kinase activity; ATP binding. The transcript has 2 exons. Bases 118 to 1140 code for a protein of 340 amino acids. Gene Ontology annotation, biological process: intracellular signal transduction; microtubule cytoskeleton organization; protein phosphorylation. NCBI's taxonomy places the organism in Eukaryota, Metazoa, Chordata, Actinopteri, Anguilliformes, Anguillidae.